Molecule: messenger RNA, 2852 nt
Organism: Antechinus flavipes (yellow-footed antechinus)
Lineage: Eukaryota; Metazoa; Chordata; Mammalia; Dasyuromorphia; Dasyuridae
Gene: CDKL4
Product: cyclin dependent kinase like 4
Exons: 11
Coding region: 1150-2289 (379 amino acids)
Biological process (GO): protein phosphorylation
Cellular component (GO): nucleus
Molecular function (GO): ATP binding; cyclin-dependent protein serine/threonine kinase activity
Source: RefSeq, a predicted model, not a curated record
AGUAUAGCACCUGGCACAUACAUAGAGCUUAAUAAUUGUUUGUUGACUGAGUCUCCAGAAGUUUCCAAUAGAGUUCUGGCAUAUAGAUCAAGGGAAGUCUCUAAAGGUCAUAUACUCCAAUUCCUGACACACAAACAUAACAUUGAUUAAAGACGGGGGAGGGGAGGGAACGUGCACUAAUUAGCAUCACUUUAGCAAAUCCAAAAAGUUUUUUUAAAUAGAAAGAUGUAAAAACAAGCACAGUCUAUCAACUUUGACAUAUUGCUAGAUACAGAGAAUAGAUGUUUCAAAGCAGGUACAAAUCUUUUAACAGAAAUUCUAGCAUUGAAUUAUCUAUGCAGAUGACUCAUAGAUUUGCCUGUAUCUGGUUAAGUCAUAUACCUUGUCAGUGCCCUGCACAGCUCUGAAAUACGAAAUUACAGAUUCGAUAUUUAAGUACAUCAGCGGAGGUAAUUCACAUACGGGGAGUUCCCUGUCCUCACCGCCACCCCCUUCCAAAGAAAUACAGUGACUCUAGUAAGCUGACUCCCUUUAAUGGGCUAGUCCCAGAACUUAUAAACUGAGUUUAUUAAAAAAAAAAAAAAAAAAAAAAGACUUCUGAGCCCUCAUUAGCCGUGGCCUCUACGCCCUAGCUGCACCCUAAGAGCGGCCCCCCAAGGGACGUGGGAUGGGGGGACGAAGGGAGAAAGAGAAGAAGGGGAGAGAAACAAGAUCUCGGAGGAGCCCGACUAGCAGGGCAGACGCACAGCCAGCCCGGACUCCCCUAGUAACCUGAACCAGUAGAGGAGGCGGCCCCGCCCCUGCUGAAGCGUCCCUGUUGUCCUGGAAACCAUGGCUGUCCUUUCCCCAGAGCAUGUGUGAAUGUUUUCCCCCCUCCCCCAGGGACGGCACAACGAGCACCAGAUUAGCCAUCAGAAUCUAGCUGAGACUGGGGAGGGGGGAGAAACUUCAGAAUUACGUCACAAUCUCCUCGGCUUACGCAGUAAGUGACCCUACGAACAGACCCCGGAACCAAGGCAGGGGACCUGCACCGACGGAGAGACCAGCGAUGACGUCAGCAUGAGCUAGAGAGAGGAGUUCACCAUCAGAAUUAACAAGAGAGCUACCAACCAGAAUGACAAAAGAUUGAGAAGCUCAUAUCUAACAAAGAUGGAAGAGAAAGAGGACCUUGCGGUGACCAGCAAAGAGGAGGUAAAGGUGCAGCAUAAUCCACCAACACGUACUACUUUAGUUCAUAAUUCAAAUAUAAUGGAAAAGUAUGAAAAACUUGGUAAAAUUGGAGAAGGAUCUUAUGGUGUUGUAUUCAAGUGCAGAAAUAAAAGCUCCGGACAAGUUGUGGCCAUUAAAAAAUUUGUGGAAUCUGAGGAUGAUCCCAUUGUUAAGAAGAUAGCAUUAAGAGAAAUACGUUUAUUGAAGCAACUAAAGCAUGCUAACCUUGUGAACCUCAUUGAAGUGUUCCGAAGAAAGCGGAAAAUGCACUUGGUUUUUGAAUACUGUGAUCAUACACUUUUGAAUGAGCUGGAGAGAAAUCCAAAUGGAGUUGCUGACCGUAUGCUCAAAAGUGUUUUGUGGCAAACACUUCAAGCUCUCAGUUUCUGCCACAAACAUAAUUGUAUUCACAGGGAUGUAAAACCUGAAAACAUUCUGAUAACAAAACAAGGGAUGAUCAAGAUCUGUGACUUUGGAUUUGCUCGACUUCUGAGUCCAGGAGAUGUCUAUACAGAUUAUGUUGCCACAAGGUGGUACAGAGCUCCAGAACUUCUGGUAGGAGAUACGCAAUAUGGUCCUACAGUAGAUGUGUGGGCUGUUGGCUGUGUUUUUGCUGAAUUGCUGACUGGCCGGCCCCUCUGGCCUGGAAAAUCAGAUGUGGAUCAACUCUAUCUGAUCAUCAAAACUCUGGGAAAACUAAUUCCGAGGCACCAGUCCAUCUUUAAAAGCAACCAGUUUUUCCAUGGCAUAAAUCUACCAGAACCAGAAAAUAUGGAAACACUUGAGGAAAAAUUUCCUCAAACUCCUCCAGUGGCUUUGAACUUUAUGAAGAGUUGCUUGAAGAUGAAUCCAGAUGAUAGACUAAAUUGUGCACAGCUCUUAGAGAGCCCUUAUUUUGAAUCUUUUCGAGAAAGUCAAGUUAAAAGAAAAUCACGUAGUGAAGGAAAGAACAGAAGACGAUCACAAGUACCUACCCAGAAUCAGCUGUUGCCUCUCAUACCGGGAAGCCACAACACCCCCACACCUGAUGGAAGAAGACAGGUCCUCCAAUUAAAAUUUGAUCAUCUUCCAAACAUUUAAGAAAACUUUCAAGUAAAAAGCAAUCUAACAUGUACAAAAUUCUCUAUGCUCUAAAGAGGAAUUCUCAGUGUUUCAAAUGCAAAUAAGCCAUGUGAAAAUUAAGAUGCCUUCUGGGCUUACUCUGAUCAUUGUUGAUUCCUUUCCAUUUUUUUUUCUUCAAAUGCCAACUUUUAUAUUUUCUUUAUGUAAUAAAGCCUGGUGCUUCACUCCCAAAGGGGCCACUUGCAGAAAGCAUCAGAGCAGGCCCUGUCAUAGCAAUUUAUAUUGAGAAUUUGUGGGGGGUUCCUUUGAUUUUUUAAAAGAGUUUAUGAAUAUUAUCUCCUUAUAAUUAGCCACAUAUUGUCUUUAAAAUAUCCCAAAUAGUCUGCUUCAGCAAGGGGUGACAUUAGUUUUUACAUUUUAUUAAUGCAUUUGGGUUUGUUUAUUUUUUUUAAACAACUUUGUCACUUCCCACUGUCUCAUCCACACUACUCUAUAAAUAGAAUAAUAACAACAAUCAGUUAAGUAAAAUUACCCUACGGAACAGGAAGUCUUAACCUUAUGAAUCUCAUAGUCAGUCUAGU